Molecule: messenger RNA, 2416 nt
Organism: Ilex paraguariensis (yerba mate)
Lineage: Eukaryota; Viridiplantae; Streptophyta; Magnoliopsida; Aquifoliales; Aquifoliaceae
Source: the annotation of a GenBank genome assembly
AAAUUCUCAGAUUAAGCGCAUAAAAUAUUAUUCAUAAAAGAAAUUGUAACAUAUCCCCUGUCUAUCUCUCUCUCUAUAUUAGAUUUUCGUCAUUGUUCUUCAUUCCUUAUGGUGAAAAACACACAACCAAUUUAUUGUCCAUUAUAUACUCUGCACCCUUUCUGAAAAUCACAGUCGAUGAACUGUUGAAAUGAUAAUACGAAAAAUCAAUCUGGUGCCGAUUAUCUGGUAAAUCAAUCUGUCUCUCUCUCAGGUUGGCCAUGGUGGAUUUAGGUGCUCUGUGAUAGUUGUUGUGUUUGGGGGCAGAGUGUUCCGUCUUGAGAGGUGUGGUAGUUCCGUUGGAGGUGGAUCGAGCUUUAGGUGGUCAAGCCUGGGAGGUGGAGCCAUGUUGGUUGGCCGAAAGGGGUAAUGAGCGGUGCAGCUAAAGAAAGAGGAAAAGAUGCUGUUAGAGUUAAAUUUAGCUUUGGUCCAGCCGAGUCUUGCAUUCUCUGUCUUCUGAAUUUGGUGAAUUGAGGAUGAGAUGGUUCAACAAAUGAUUGAUUCUAAGUUUAGUGAGUAUGGGCUGACAAAUACUGAAACUGGCUUGCCCAAUCAUGAUAAGCAAUUGUUAGUUCCAGUAGUUGCAAAGAAGAAAGCACUGAGGGAUUUGCAGAACGAGAAUACAAUUCUUGUGCCGCCAAAAUCUGCAGUAAUCACACUGUUUCCGAAGGAGAGUGGACCCACUAGUGAUGCUGGUAAGAUAUCUGGCACCAAGAGACCCACACCAGAGUGCCUGAUGAGCCCUUCCCACCAGAAAUGUCCAACCAGUAAUACUAGCAAUGGGCAUCUUGUGUAUGUUCGUAGAAAAGCUGAAGCAGAAUUAGGAAAAAGCAGUGCCUCUGACAUUACAAGCAAUAAUGUUGAUUAUUCACAAUUAAGAAAACUUGGUGACCAGGACAAGGCAACUGGACAAAAAUUGGGGAUGAAGGAUUCUAAGAUGUGUGUCCCAGAAGUUGCGUCUCUUACUAGAGCUUCUCUGAUUCCAAAUAUCUCCAUGUUAGUUGUGCCAAAUCUUCGACAGUGCUUCGAUCACUUUCCUCGGUUGAACUUAGCAAACAUGCUGUUGAACUGGAAUAGAGAUCGAUUCAGCUCUCAUUGGAGGAAGAGAGGCAACGAGUUCAAAUCUUGGAUGCCUUGGGGAAAUAUCCGAAGAAUUCUAGAGGAAUCUCAACCCAACAAGAUCAGUCAGAGAAGUGAGAGGAAACAUUGGACUGAAGAUGGUGGACUUGUUUCUUUUAUACUACUCGAUCAAUCCAAUCUUUUAUACUGCAACAUUACAGAACUUCAACUCUGCUCCUCACAGGACAAUCGAGAAAUCUUUCCGAGCUUCGAGCCUCAGGGCCCCGCUGGCAUCUUUCGCCUGCAAAAGUACCAUCAGAAACCCAGAAAGAAGAGAACCAAAUUGACCCGAAUCGACAACUCGGUAGGGGUUAGUUCCAGUGGCGUUACCAAGCCUAGGAAAUAUGGAAAGAAGCCAGACCCUAGUGCUCCAAAGAUUACUAGGCCGUGUAGUGAGUGUGGGAGGAAGUUUUGGUCAUGGAAGGCUCUUUUCGGGCACAUGCGCUGCCACCCGGAGCGCCAGUGGCGUGGCAUUAACCCUCCACCCAAUUUCAGCCGACCCCUGUUGCUUGACAACAAUGUAAAUGAUCUUGAAGCCCGAAUGUCCGAUGACGAUCGCGAAGUUGCAACGUGUUUGCUAAUGUUAGCAAAUGGGCCAAGCGCUUAUAAGACACCGGCAGUUACUCCUACUAGUACUGCCAAUCUAUGCUUAUCAGAAUGUGAGACUGUUGUUAGGGAUUUGGUGGUGGCUGGUGGGGAUGUAAAUGGGGCUGGUCCUUCUUAUCUGAACUGUCGAUUUGAGUGUUCCAGUUGCAAGAAAGUGUUUGGGUCUCAUCAGGCUUUGGGGGGUCAUAGGGCUAGUCACAAAAAUGUGAAGGGUUGUUUUGCGAUUACUAGGAAUGAUGGUGAGGAUGAUGAUCGCAUUGGUGAUUAUAGGAAUGGUGAAGGGGAGGUGAAGGACAAUGGGGAAGAUAAGAUGCUGAUGGUUGUAGGGCACAGAUGUAGCAUUUGCUUAAGGGUUUUCUCAAGUGGUCAAGCCCUUGGUGGGCACAAGAGAUGCCACUGGGAGAAAGUGGAUGAACCAUCAGAGCUAUCACAAGGGCUUACCCCUUUUAUAACAAAUGAGGGCUGUGGUUUGGACCUGAACUUGCCUGCCCCUGUUGAAGAUGAUUCGUCAUUGUCUUAUUCUUCAGGAUGCUCUUUGGAUCUAAGGCUAGGGUCAGACAUCAUAUUUGUACUGCUGAAACUCGACUUGGAAAGUGUUGAUGAUGGCUCCCAAAUUGGGAGUCACAAAUUUCCAGUCAAUUUAUUACGUUGA